Messenger RNA from Spizellomyces punctatus DAOM BR117, 1277 nucleotides. RefSeq lists its product as uncharacterized. Gene Ontology annotation, cellular component: centrosome. The record is from RefSeq and is a predicted model, not a curated record. Gene Ontology annotation, molecular function: nucleoside diphosphate kinase activity. The coding region runs from base 23 to 1171 and encodes 382 amino acids. NCBI's taxonomy places the organism in Eukaryota, Fungi, Chytridiomycota, Chytridiomycetes, Spizellomycetales, Spizellomycetaceae. Gene Ontology annotation, biological process: CTP biosynthetic process; GTP biosynthetic process; UTP biosynthetic process. The transcript is spliced from 9 exons.
CCUCGUUUGCUCUAACAGCAAGAUGGCCGCAACAGCAGAAGAAAGCAAUAACCGCUACUGCUUUGUAGUAGACUGGCACGAUGUGCAUGCAGAUAUUACCCGGUCGUACCAGCUGUUUUUCUACCCAGGAGAUCAGACGGCAGAAAUGUACGAUGUCAAACAACGACGUACAUUUCUCAGCCGUACGAGAGUUGACGCUAAAUUGCAAAAUUUGUACAUCGGGGCUGUUGUCGUUGUGAAUGCCCGGCAGCUGGUUGUCCGAGGAUACGGGGAUGAGUUCACUAGAGCUCAGUUGGAGCAGCGGAUGGAAAGAACAAUGCUCUUUAUCAAACCACAUGCCAUAUCGCGCGUGGGAGAAAUACUGGAUACGCUGUUAAAGAAGGACUUCAUAAUUUGUCGAUGUCGUAUGGUUCAACUUACUCGACGACAAGUUGAAGAAAUGGUUAAAGGCGAGCUGUCAGGAAAGCCUGGAUACAGCGAUAUCCUAUCAUCAAUGGAAUGCGGGCGUGCAUUGGCGGUGGAGCUAAUGAAGCCUCGCGCAAUUUCCGAUUUGCGAGAUUUGGCAGGACCAGAACUUGUACAAGACGCUAAACAAUCGCUACCGUCGUCACUUCGAGCCUUUUAUGGAGAGAAUGGACAUAAAAAUGGAGUCUAUGUACCGUCAUCACCGGACGGUGUAAAACAGGCCGUCGACGCCAUUUUCAACGAGUCGGCUUAUUCUCAGCUCGCGAGAACAGCCAGAUUCCAAGAUUGUACUCUGGCACUUAUUCGGCCACAUGCAGUUAAUGAUGGGCUCACGGGUCAAAUCAUAAUGGAAAUUACGAAAGCAGGAUACAACGUCACAGACAUGGAGCUAUUCCGGCUGGACAAGCCGAAUGCAGAGGAAUUUCUAGAGGUGUAUAAAGGAGUAAUAUCUGAAUACCAUCACAUGUUGGACCAACUGACAUCUGGUCCCGUCAUCGCACUAGAGAUAACAGGCAAGCCAAAUAUUGUAUCAGAGUUUCGCGAAUUUUGCGGGCCCAUGGAUCCAGAGCUUAGCCGCGUGCUUCGACCAAAUUCCCUACGAGCAAAGUUCGGCAUGGAUCAGAUUCAUAAUGCUGUGCAUUGCACAGAUUUGGAUGAAGAUGGCGUUCUUGAGGUCCAGUACUUUUUCCGUAUAUUGGCGAGUUGAGAUUUGUCCUUGGGCCAGCGACGGAGUUAGUAUGUUAUGAUGUACUGUUACUAUACUGUUGAAAUAGAUCGAUAAUGUAUUAUAAUAUGACAAGGGUAAUGGCAUA